Messenger RNA from Anopheles gambiae (African malaria mosquito), 2553 nucleotides. RefSeq lists its product as uncharacterized. The record is from RefSeq and is a predicted model, not a curated record. NCBI's taxonomy places the organism in Eukaryota, Metazoa, Arthropoda, Insecta, Diptera, Culicidae. The transcript has 2 exons. The coding region runs from base 179 to 2308 and encodes 709 amino acids.
ACGAAGAUCAGUGUACGGUGCAUUUAACAUUCAGUGAUGGUGCGUGAAAUUGUGAAGGAGUGAAAAAUUGCAUCUAUUUCUUUGUGAGCUUAUGAACGAUACGCGCAUUUGCAGUAGUGUUUGUUUGUGGGUGAAUUAAAGAACGAGCAGCUCCCCCUCCUGGCGGACGGUGUACAAUAUGGCCUGCUGGCAGCAACUGCUUCUGUUGCUUCUUGUCGCACUGGUCGUGGCAGAGGAAUCGAACCAACCGGAAAACCUGCCCGACCGGCAGGAUGCGUCCGCCGUGUCUGCUGAACCUCUACCCGUGCCCGCCGCCCUGCACCGCCAGAAGCGCCACGAGGUCGAAAUACAUCGCGUGAUCAAACGGCGCCCCAAAUUACCACCGCCGCCACCACCGCGCGGUCGCAAACCGCGGCCACCGCGUCGGCCAGCCUCUAAGCCGCGCGGCAAGUACGGCCCCCCGAACGUGAACUAUCCGCCCCUGUCUCACUACGUGCCGCAGUCGAUCGACGAUCCGUACAGCUCCGGAUUCGAAGCAUCGUUCGGCGACCAUCACGGCUCGUUCGGGGAGCCACCGAUUCACCCCUCGCCCACGUUCGGGUCGCCCCCGUUUGCGUAUGGCCAGACGAUCACCAACUACGAAGGAUCGUCCUACGGUAAGCCCAGCUACGAAGGAUCGUCGUUCGGCAAACCCAGCUACGAAGGAUCGUCUUUCGGCAAGCCCAGCUACGAAGGAUCGUCUUUCGGCAAGCACAGCGGUGGCUACCAGGGCGGCUCGGUCCCAUCGUUCGGUAAACCGAGCUUCGAGCUAUCGCCGAACUUUGACGGUGGCUUUUCCAAGCCCAGCUUCGGCAGCGGGCUGUCUAGCACGUUCGAGUCGAAGGUACCGCCCUCGUUCCUGGACUCAUCCAGCGGGUUCGAUGGGUUCCCUGGGGCCGGCAAACAUUCGCCCGCUUUCACCGGCAGCUACUCUCACAGCUUUUCGCACACCGGCAUCAAACAGCCCUCGUUUGCUGAUUCGACUGCAAUCAACACGUACACCACACCGUCGGGGAAAGGGAACUACUACACCGACACGUCCUCCUCCUCCUCCUCCUCCUCGUUCGGCGAUGUAGGGUCUAAGCAUCAGCUACCGCUGGAAAAGUACCGCAAAGAUCCGUACAAAACACCGAUCACCUCGUACGAGGUGCCCUCGAACCCGAAAUCGAACCUAUUCGAACCCUCGGGUGAUUUCGAAACGUCCUACAAGCGUUCGCCGCACAACGGUGGCGUCAGUUCGACACACUCCACCUCGCACAGCUCGGUCGGCACGAGCGAGGAAGAGUACAUACCCAGCCUGCCAACGCGCUACGAUCAGGAGCAGUUCCACACGCCCACCAAGACCAACCCGAACAAACCACCGCACAGUACGCUGCAAACCAUCAGCGGGACGGAUGAUCAUUUCAACUCGUUCACCUCCUACUACGACGGUGGCUCGGAAUCGCAGCGGAUUCCGGUUAAAAGCAACCAGCAACCAGCCCCGUACGAUGCGUCCGACGAGCAGCAGUUCCCAACCGGACCGGGCAGUUCCGGAGGCAAGCGCUUCAAGGGCCGCCGCAAGAAGAAGCCAAAGCUGCCGUCCACCGGCAUUACGCACAAUCUCGACACGGACGAUCUGCGCGAUGCGUUCGGUUCGAGUUCCGACUUCCAUCAGGUGGCGAUCGAUGCGGACGAGUUUCUGGACUUUGAGCCGAAGAAGCAAAUCAAGCACUCCAAACCGGCCGGCGUAACGCAUUCAAAACCGGCCGAGGACUCCAAACCGCCCAACUUUGUGCUGCUGUCGUCACAGAACAAGGGCGGUGGCGGGGCGGGAAAGGGAACCGGCCAACGGGCACCACCUUUGGGAGGUUCAUCCAUUUCCACCAGCAAAUCGGUUGAGUAUGAGGGGUCGAAACAUUUCGAUCUCAGCAACUACUUCCAGGCGAACGGGUCACCCAGCAACCAGCAACCAGCGGCCCCACACCAGCGGCCAUCGAAACCGAUCGGGCUGGACGAUCUGAACAUACUGUCGAUUCAGAAGUCUAACUCGCACAGCUACUACGCCGGAUCGAGCCAGGGAGCGCAGUCGGGAUCGGACCGACCCGGUGGCGGUGGCUUCCAGCCGACCCGCAGGCGAGACACGCAGCACUAUCGCAGUGCCACCGGCGGUAGCCUCGAUUACACCAUGCUGGACGAAGAUGAGGAGGAAAAUUACGACGACAUUAGCGAUGUCGGUACGCGCGGCAACCGGAAGAAGAAGGAUCUGUCGGACACGACGAUAAACCAAUAGGUAGCUAGAUAGAUAGAUAGAGGUAGAUAGAGAUAGACGUGUCGCAUCACCGCACGUGCGGUUGCGUUUUACCAGUACGGUGGUUCUCUCCAACGAGCAGCAUUAGCGGUGCAUUACAGCAAAAGUAUUUCGUUUCGUGUUGCGUUCCGUGCACAUCGAUCGUUUACAUAGGAAGGAUAGUGUAUUUAUUAAACUGUUUUAAAGUUUGUCGAACAAUAAAUGUAAGAGGGAGAAAGUGUACCCAA